Nicotiana tabacum (common tobacco) is the source of this 985-nucleotide messenger RNA. Its product is annotated as polyadenylate-binding protein 2. NCBI's taxonomy places the organism in Eukaryota, Viridiplantae, Streptophyta, Magnoliopsida, Solanales, Solanaceae. Gene Ontology annotation, molecular function: poly(A) binding. The record is from RefSeq and is a predicted model, not a curated record.
CAUAUACACAACUAAAUAAAAUAAAAAUAAAGAAUUUCUACUAUUACUAGUACGGAGUACAUGUUAUUUGGGUGUCUUUUCUUAAUUUCGACCUGUCAAAUUAAUUUUAUUGAGAGAAAGAGGUCGCUGCCUGUUUGGCACUGUUAAAAAGAGCGGGAGAGAGGACCGGCAAUGGAGGACGACGUGGAGAUGGCUGCGUCAGAAAACGGCGCCGUGGUGGAAUUGGAUGACAUGAAGAAGAGAUUGAAAGAAAUGGAAGAUGAAGCGGCUGCUCUCCGUGAAAUGCAGGCCAAAGUCGAGAAAGAAAUGGGUUCUGUUCAAGACCCUGCUGCUGCUGCAAAUCAGGCAAACAGGGAAGAAGUGGAUUCUCGGUCUGUUUUUGUUGGAAAUGUGGAUUAUUCAUGCACUCCAGAGGAAGUGCAGCAGCAUUUUCAGGCAUGUGGGACUGUAAAUAGAGUUACAAUCCGAACUAACAAGUUUGGGCAACCUAAAGGGUAUGCUUACGUUGAGUUUCUUGAAACGGAAGCUGUCCAAGAAGCUCUUCUUCUGAAUGAAUCUGAACUUCAUGGCCGCCAACUUAAGGUAUCAGCAAAGAGGACUAACGUACCUGGUAUGAAGCUGUAUCGUGCUAGGCGGCCCAAUCCUCCCAUGGGAUUUCGAGGCCGGACACCAUUUAUGGCUGCUCCGUAUUUUUUCCCUCCUUAUGGAUACGGAAAGGUUCCAAGGGCUAGGGCGCCAAUGCGUUACAGCCCCUACUUCUGAGACAGCAUUUCCUCUGAGACAGACAUAUACAUAUCUCUGGAUGGUGGGAUAUUUCAUUAAAAGCAGUAGCUUCUUAUCCCCUGUAUGGCAAAUUGCCUUUCAGAAUCUUAUUUAUCCUGAAAUCCAUUUUCAACUGGGCUUUGUGGCAAAUAUUGUGAUCAUGAAUCCUGUUGAUGUUGCGUCCUUAGAAUUCAAGAAAAAUAUGCAUGUUUCAAGUCUCCUA